ACUUCUAAAAAAUAUAUGAUUCACAGGAGAAAUUAUUCUGUCAUGAUUUAAGACUCACAGCAGGAAAAGAAGCUACAUGCAAAAUGAAUUUCGAUUUGACUUCCGCAUUUUUCGAGUGAAACUAAGCCAACAAGUUAAAGUGUGAUUCUUCUUUUCCACGUCACAGAGACAAUUAUACAAUUUUGCAAUUCUUGUAUAUUAGAAAUGUUAAAAGUCUAACGUUUUUAUUCUGUUCAUUGUUUUAUGUCUUAAAAACAUAAAAUCAGUUAUGGAUAGUAACACAAUACAUUUACUCAAGUACUGUAAGAACAAUUUUGAGUAUUCUCAAAUUAAGCCAAUUUAUUCUUCUACUCCACUACAAUAAAAGAGCCAAUAUUGUACUUUUUACUCCAAUUGAUUUAUUUAUUUUGGCACUAGUUACUUUUCAUAAUGAGUACUUUUACUUUUGGUACUUUAAGUAUAUUAUGAUGCCGUUACUUUUACUUACAAAGAAGUACACAUUUGAAUGAAGUACUUUUACAACUUUUAAAGUGUAUUGUACUUCUUCCACCACUGGCUAAAAUACAAUUCAACAUAAUACGUAAUAUUAUAAAAUUGACAAGGUUUAUUAUCUACACUGUGAGUAGCCUACCUUAACCUUUAGACUAACUGCUAAUACAUAUAUUUUACUUAAGAAAAGAUGGAUAUUUUAGGUUAAAGCCAUUGCGGUUGCUGCAUAUUUCAUGGAAUAUUGUUGACACUAUUUUACUUGUAGAUGGUUUACUUAUCCUGCAUUUUACCUGCACACUUGCACUAUUUCAAUUGCACCUUUACUUGAAAAGUUACCAACUUUUUCUUUGUGUAAACAGUGUCACAGCUCUCUGUCAAUCAGAUGUAUUUGUUUUUUUAUUUUGUAUUUUUAAUAUUUUAAGUUUUUUGUACGGUGCACUGUUGGAUAAGCCUGGAGGACUUAGGCUACUAUUUCCAUUGCCAACAACUGUGCUGUAACUGCUUGCAUAUAACGAUAAAGCCUUUUAAUACUUGAAAAGUUCAAACCUGUUAUGAAUGCAGUAUCUUGGAUGGCAAAUAGGAAACACUUUUUCCAUUCUGCAGUAAAAAUUACAAACAAAGAGGUAGCAAAACACAUUUAACGUUGAACUCUGUUGAACACAUAUUUUAAAAUCUUGAUUAAUAGAACAGUAGAAAAAUAGAGCCUGAUGCUUUCCUCUUAAAUCAGAAGACUCUAAUUUACAACAGUUUGAGUGAAGGCCGUAAAUAUGCUUUGUGUCCAGAUUUUCAUACUGACCUAUUUCAUACUACCAGGAAGUGUGAAGGAGAAGGAGGACGCUAAUAACAAUUGUAUGAAAUGACAAGGAGUCCUGAAUUCUAGGAUCAGUGGCAGGCGAGCUUAAAAGAGGAAGCCUGUUUGAUAAGAAGGAGGCUGAAAAACAACUGUCAAGAAAUGACAAGGAGUCCUGGAUUCAGUAACGGCUUAUCUCAUAAGGGAUCCAUGAGCUGGUGAGAUGGAGGAAGCUUACAGUGAACUGUACCAGCAGUUUCUCCACCUGAGGUCGCUUUGCCUGAGACAGGCAGCCCUGCUACAUCAACUCACAACAGCAUUGCAGAAACAGCAAGGUGCCACUGUUCCUAAUGGAGACUUAAGUGAUUUGAUGUCCAUCCCUAUCCAGUGUACCCAAGAAAUCCCUGCAUAUUUCAACAAGAAGUGUCAAACCUCUACAUCAUGCAACCCUGUAGGACAUUGUGGUGUUGUUGGCCUCACUAAAGACCUGGGGACCUUUUACGAUGUCCUAGCUGAAGAUAUAUCUAAGCUCAAUGUGGACGUCCCUCAUCAGACAGGAAAGGCAGCCGGGAAGUCUGUGCAAUUGGUUGCACCCCUGUCAAGCCUUGAUAUCCCGAGAUUGCAAGAGGCCUCUCCUCAUGUCUCAAAUGAUCUGGGGCACACAGGUCAUCGUAGUGGAGACAGGACAAUGCACACAGUGGGGAAGACUGCGACAGGAGGCCCCUCCUUGGUUGGAGACAUGCUGAUGUCAGACGUGGUGCUGCAGUCUCAUGUUUGUGAGUUCUGCCAAGCGGUUUUCCCCGGGGACACAGCUACCAGAGGAGAGUUCCUUCGACAUCUGUACACCCACGUCACCUAGACUCAACUGAUCUGUCUUCUUUUCCUGACAUGGGUGUGUCUUUAUCAUUUAGCAACAAGAGCGACACCAAUGCCAACAUGCCUGCAUUCUUCCAAAUAGCCAACAAAAGUCUCCAGUGGUUCCAAAGGAAAAUCAGCCUACUUCUAUUUUUCCCAAUGAACCUUUUAAUGACGAGUGGAUUCAAGUCUUCUUCAAUAUGUGAUUUUGUAAAUUUUGGUCCGUUGCUAAUAGGGCAUGUCCGCUGUUGGUGUUGUCUUAGAACUUUAUAUCUUUCAAAAAAAAUGUUCCGUCUGGAAUUGAUUGCCUAAGAAUGUUGUGUACAGUGUUGGUUGCUUUUUAUCUCAACCCUCUCUUGUCACUUCUUGUUGAAAAUGGUAAAAAAAAAAAAAAAAACUGGUGCCAAUAUCAAGGCUUCAAGUUGAGUCCACCUUUUACGUAGGCCUACAAUGCGGUGUGUAAAUAAUAAAAUAUGGUAGGCAGAAAUAAUCUUAACAUUCUCUUUACUCUACAAUAGUUUCCUCUUGAAACCACUACUUAUUGACUGAGAUCUAAUAAUCAUUUAAAGGCAUCUUUACUUUGUGAACAGUGACUGUUACUCUGCUCAGAAACUUUAAUGUUGUCCAUAAUUGAACCGAAAAAUGCAAACUUGUGAUACUAUAAUGUACGUAGUUAUAAUGUUUAGAUAAAAGAAACAAUGCUCUACAUAAUGAGGUGAAUAGAUACUCCACACUGAUGUCUUGCUUUUAAAUAUAAAAGGAAAUACAUCACUUAAAUAAAUGGUGAUUGGUGAUGUUCAGGCAGACUGGAAUUCUUUCCACUUUUCAAUCUGAAACCCUAAUAUUACUGUAGCUCUUUGACCAAAAAUAAACGGAUCGACAAAGUUA
This is a messenger RNA of Eleginops maclovinus (Patagonian blennie), 3022 nucleotides long. RefSeq lists its product as uncharacterized. Lineage: Eukaryota; Metazoa; Chordata; Actinopteri; Perciformes; Eleginopidae. Gene Ontology annotation, biological process: canonical NF-kappaB signal transduction. The record is from RefSeq and is a predicted model, not a curated record. The coding region runs from base 1503 to 2138 and encodes 211 amino acids. The transcript is spliced from 5 exons.